Messenger RNA from Phaedon cochleariae (mustard beetle), 1071 nucleotides. Lineage: Eukaryota; Metazoa; Arthropoda; Insecta; Coleoptera; Chrysomelidae. The record is from the annotation of a GenBank genome assembly.
AUGAACAGAGCAAUAAUUGUUGUUUCUGCCCUACUCGUGUUCUUGGCAUGUAGUUUAGCCACCCCCAGUGGAUCACGAGACAGUUCCCUCAACAACGAUGACGUUACCAUCCAAGAAUCUUCAUACCAAAGAUCCGGCAACAACCAACAGUCUCUGAGAAACUCGACUCAACAUCGAUCUCCAGGCAGACACACGCAAAUGUCCAUCGUCCAAGAAACAUCAUCUAACAGUCACAAUAACACCGGCAACGUCAGAAGGGUGUACUUCAAUGGUAUAGUCGAUGGGUCGGAACCAAUCAAUAUGGAGGACAACAAUGGACCCGACGCUAAUACGAAUCAUCAUGCUGGAUCCAAUGCUCAUCAUAAUGCUGGCCCUACAACUAAUAAUAAUGCUGCUCAUACAACUAAUCAUAAUGCUGCGCCAGAAAAUGGUCAUGAUGCUGAGCCGAACACCAGUGAGAAUACGGAUCCCAAUACAAGUGCUGACCCUAAUGCCAGUUAUAAUGCUAGUCCUCAUAGUGGUGAUGAUGCUGGACCCAAUACAAGUGAUGAUACUCAUCCCAAUACUAGCGAAAAUUCUAGUUCAAAUAGUAGCGACCAAACUGGUCCUAAUACUGGAGAUGGUUCUGAUUCCAAUAGCGCUAGCUCAAGUUCAAGUAGUAACGAGAGUACUGACCGCAAUACUGGAGAUGCUACUGAUCCUAAUAAUAGCGAAAAUUCAAGUUCAAAUAGUAACAACAAUGAUGAUGAUGAUGAUGAUAGCAAUAGCUCUAGUUCCAAUAGUAGCAAUACUUCUGAUCCCAGUACUGGAGAUGCAGCUGAUCCUGAUAAUAGCGAUAGCUCAAGUUCGAGUAGUAGCGGUGAUAGUUCCCCUACUGGCGGUGCUAGGGAGCCCAAUACUAGCGAAAGUGAUGGUGCCAAUUCUAGUAGCGCAAGUGGGAACGGACGAUGCAGAAGGAGCUCUAGCUCUAGCUCUAGUUCUAGUUCGUCUGAAGAGCGUGAUGGGGUCUCGGACGAAACUGGUCAAGAUGGCGGUAGCUGUGACGAACCAACGGACGCUACUGAUUCAUGA